UUUUAUAUGACUGGGGGAGCAGGAGUGAAGUUGGAUCACUUUAGCGCCACAGAUUAUUUUGGCUCUGUAUUCACUCAAUCUGUACUUUUUUAAUGGUUGGAACGUGAAAAUUCGAACUCAAAUCCAAUGGUUGUUUCCUUGAAUUCAUUCGUCAGCUUCACUUCCACGGCUAACCAUAAAAAUGUCCCAAGAGUGUGCAUAGGAGCUUCAAUGCUAAAGUCCAGCCAUUUCUCAUCCCCUUCUAGAACGCUUCUUAUUAGUAGACCAAUACGUUCAAGAAAUGGAAGGUCUCUUUUAGUUGCAAACGGUGAUCGCCUAGCAACAGAAAUCAGUACCAAGACUUCAGAAAGUACCGAAACCGAGCCUGUCAAAAAAAACCCUGAAGCUUCUAAUGGAUCCAUUUCUGCCUCUGAACCGAUACAAGAAACAGAUAACGCCGAGAUAAAUGCCAUCCCAAAAAGAUCGAAGUUAACAGCAAGAGAGAAGUUAAGGGCAGCAAGAGUUCGCAGUCGUAACUCAGAACCAAAGCCAGUCGUGAAAGCAGAGCUUGGAAGCAAAGUAUUGGAAGCCCUGAGGGAAAACGAUAAAAUCACAGGGAAAAAAAGAACAGGUCUUCCUGAAGCGCCGACGAACUUGUUCGAUGACAGUAAACGUGGAAUGCCGAAAAAGGGGUUGACCUUUGAGCUGCCAGUUGGGUGGGAUGUGUUUCUGAUCAUCCUUUCAGUGGUUGUGAUCAGCACGGUGAUGUUUACAACAACUUUUGUGGUGUGGAAAAUGGGUGCCAUUCACUUUAACGAGUACUAGAAAAUAGAUGUUGUUGGGUACUUCUCUUGUUUAAAGCAAAUCAUAUACUUGAAUGUACAACUUUAGCUUCGUCAAUCUUUUUGUUUAUACAUUCCACUCCUAUAAGCUGCUUCUAUUUGAAGAACGUUCCACUUGAAACCU
This is a messenger RNA of Cynara cardunculus var. scolymus (artichoke), 945 nucleotides long. RefSeq lists its product as uncharacterized. The record is from RefSeq and is a predicted model, not a curated record. The transcript is spliced from 2 exons. Lineage: Eukaryota; Viridiplantae; Streptophyta; Magnoliopsida; Asterales; Asteraceae. Gene Ontology annotation, cellular component: chloroplast thylakoid membrane. Bases 127 to 804 code for a protein of 225 amino acids.